Messenger RNA from Dipodomys ordii (Ord's kangaroo rat), 3007 nucleotides. RefSeq names its product myotubularin related protein 12 (gene Mtmr12). Bases 96 to 2315 code for a protein of 739 amino acids. The record is from RefSeq and is a predicted model, not a curated record. NCBI's taxonomy places the organism in Eukaryota, Metazoa, Chordata, Mammalia, Rodentia, Heteromyidae. The transcript is spliced from 17 exons.
CCCGGCUGCUAGUGCUGGUGGCCGCCGCCGCUGCCCAAGCUGGGGACCGAGCCGCCGCCUCUGCUCCCGCGCGUCGUGGCUUCCCAGGCGGCGGAAUGCUGGGGAAAGGCGUUGUCGGCGGUGGCGGCGGCACCAAGGCGCCCAAGCCGUCCUUCGUGUCGUACGUGCGCCCUGAGGAAAUUCACACAAAUGAAAAGGAAGUAACAGAGAAGGAAGCAACUCUUCACUUGUUGCCAGGUGAACAGCUGCUUUGUGAAGCCAGCACAGUCCUGAAGUAUGUGCAGGAAGAUUCCUGUCAGCGUGGAGUCUAUGGGAGACUUGUCUGCACAGACUUUAAGAUUGCCUUCUUGGGUGAUGAUGAAUCUGCUUUGGAUAAUUACGAGACUCAAUUUAAGAAUAAGGUUAUAGGAGAAAAUGACAUUACACUCCAUUGUGUGGAUCAGAUUUAUGGAGUGUUUGAUGAGAAAAAAAAGACUCUCUUUGGACAGCUAAAGAAAUACCCUGAGAAACUUAUCAUCCACUGCAAAGACCUCCGAGUGUUCCACUUUUGUCUGAGGUACACAAAGGAAGAGGAAGUCAAAAGGAUUGUCAGUGGUAUAAUUCAUCAUACCCAAUCUCCUAAACUGCUGAAGAGAUUGUUUCUGUUUUCCUAUGCACAAAACAACACAGUGAAAAAGCUUGAAAAGGAAAAGCUAGCUUCUACUCAGAAAGAGAUUAGAAACUCCUGCUCCUCAGUGCUGGGCACUGUCCCUGAGCUUUUCAGCUUAAGGUUGCCAGCAUACUUUGUUGUCCCCACCCCUCUUCCUGAGGAGGAUGUGAAACGCUUUCAGGGUCAUGGCAUACCAAUAUGGUGUUGGUCCUGCCACAAUGGAAGUGCCCUUUUGAAAAUGUCAGCACUGCCCAAAGAACAGGAUGAUGGCAUUUUGCAAAUCCAGAAGAGCUUCUUGGAUGGAAUUUACAAGACCAUCCACAGGCCACCCUAUGAAAUUGUUAAAACUGAAGAUCUAUCAAGCAACUUCCUAUCCUUGCAGGAAAUCCAGACUGCAUACUGUAAAUUUAAGCAGCUAUUUCUGAUAGAUAACAGUACUGAAUUCUGGGACACAGAUAUAAAAUGGUUUUCUCUCCUAGAAAGUAGCAGCUGGCUUGAUAUCAUCAGACGUUGCCUGAAGAAAGCAAUAGAGAUUACAGAAAGUCUGGAAGCACAAAACAUGAACGUUCUUCUUUUAGAGGAGAACGCCUCCGACCUCUGCUGCCUCCUUUCCUCUCUGGUACAAGUGAUGAUGGACCCCCACUGUCGGACCAGGACUGGUUUCCAGAGCCUUGUACAAAAGGAGUGGGUCAUGGGUGGCCACUGUUUCUUGGAUCGUUGCAACCAUCUCCGCCAGAAUGACAAAGAAGAGGUUCCUGUGUUCCUGCUUUUCUUAGAUUGUGUCUGGCAGCUGGUACACCAGCAUACCCCAGCAUUUGAAUUCACCGAGACUUAUCUGACCGUCUUGUCAGAUAGCCUGUAUAUACCUAUUUUUAGCACCUUCUUCUUCAAUUCACCUCAUCAAAAAGACACUAACAUGGGUAGGGAAAGCUUGGAUACACAAAGCAAGCCUUUGAAUCUGCUCACCGUGUGGGAUUGGUCUGUACAGUUUGAACCCAAAGCCCAGACAUUGCUUAGAAACCCUCUCUAUGCAGAAAAGCCAAAGCCGGACAAAGGCCCACGGAAAGGAAUGCGUUUCAAACAUCAACGACAACUUUCUUUGCCACUUACCCAGUCUAAGUCAUCUCCCAAAAGAGGAUUUUUCAGGGAAGAGACAGAUCACUUAAUUAAAAACCUUCUGGGCAAGAGAAUUAGUAAACUUAUUAAUUCUUCUGAUGAGCUGCAAGACAGCUUUCGAGAGUUCUAUGACAGCUGGCACAGCAAGCCCACCGACUACCAUGGUUUGUUGUUGCCUCACAUCGAGGGACCAGAGAUCAGAGUCUGGGCUCAGCGCUACUUGCGUUGGAUUCCAGAAGCCCAAAUCCUAGGUGGUGGCAGAAUGGCCGUUAUGAGCAGACUCUUGGAAAUGAUGGAGGAAGUCCAGGACUUACAGGAGAAAAUCAACGAGAGACAUCCGAGCCAGGCAGCCCUCCAUGCAGAGACCCGGCAUGCAGAGGCCUCCUGCCUGCUGAGGAACUCUGCCCGCCUGUCCUCCUUGUUUCCUUUCGCUCUGCUCCAGCGGCAUUCAUCCAAGCCUGUCUUACCCACCAGUGGCUGGAAAGCUUUGGAAGAUGAAGAAGAUCUGGCCAAACGAGAAGAUGACUUUGUGGAUCUUGGGGAUGUAUGAUUGUAUGUUCAGUGGUUGUGAAGGUAGGCUGGGACUGUUGAUCCUGGGACUUCAUCACGCACAUGCUGAGAGUCAGCCCAGUGCUCUGAUGGAGAACACCUGGGCCUUUAGGAAAAGAACUGGUCAGUAUUUCACAGUUCUGAAAGACUGUAAUUUCUAUAGUGUUACUAAUUGGAAGGGAUCUCUACUUGACCUGUCAUAGGAUUAUGGCCAAUUUCACAGAACCUGGAAUGGCUGGUUUAUUACUGGAAAAAGCUUCAGUAAGAUAUUCAUGGGCUUGAUAUUUUCUUCUGAUCCUUUCUGUGCCAAGAUAAUAUAAUUAAACAUUGAGAAUAUAACUUCUGUAUAACUGUCUCAGUCAGGAGCAAGGUCAGCUUUAUGUGGUAUUUGAAUGAACUGAAAUAUAGAAAUAGACAUAUUUACUUAAACCCUAGCAUUUUCCCUUUCUCUGUUCCCUUCUCUAUAGGAAAACUAGGAAAUGCCACUGGUGUGGCUCAUGCUAACACUCAGCCCCUCCUCCCUCCUUCCUGGAUUGUUAUGGCGAUAUGGGGAUGGGAGUGGAGGGGUAGAGUGUGGACUAGCCAACCACUUGCCCUUUGUUCUGUGCUGACAGCUCUGGGUCUUUCCUCUUCCUGCUCCAUGCACCUUGGCUCACAUAGCCCAGUGUCUUGCUGCUAAGCCAGCAUUUACAC